This is a messenger RNA of Linum trigynum, 698 nucleotides long. The record is from the annotation of a GenBank genome assembly. NCBI's taxonomy places the organism in Eukaryota, Viridiplantae, Streptophyta, Magnoliopsida, Malpighiales, Linaceae.
UAUUCUACGGGUUUUGUAAUUUGUAAUAGCAACUACUUUGUAGGGUAAAAUAUCUUAAAUAUCAUUAAACUUUGAUAAUUAGGGGGAGAGUAUAGACUUCUUUUCCCUCAACAACCUUUUUCGUCGAAAUGGCCAACAAAGGCUCAGAGGUGGCUAACGCACAGUCGCAAGCGGAGUCAGACGCAGAUGAAGGAGACAAGGAGGGAUCUAGUUCAGAUUGGUCUUCUCAUUCGCUUUCCAUCUUUCAGCUGAAGCCUGUCACUAAGUCCACCAGGAGGAAGUUAGGCUUCGCUGUUCUUUCCCCUAAAGUCAGUCAUUUCACCAAGCAAGCAGUGGGUUCCGAGAGUUUGAGGCAGAGGAUGCGUACAGAGCACAAUGAAAGGUAUUUCACAGUCAAAAGACAAUACCCAAAAGAGGAAGGUGAGUUUCUUGAAACUGAAAAUACAGAGAACGAUAUUGUGGGUCUUGAACAAGAGACUGAACUGCAUUCGUCCAUUACUGUGCGUCAUAUGGAAGCUUUUCAAGCUGUGUUUGGGCAGAUUUCAUGUGAACAUGUGUUUGUGAUUGGGAGAAGUGAACAGAAUGUGAACAUUGAUUCUUUGGAGGAAGCCAUCAGAGGUCCAAAUGUUUCUUUGUUGUGGUUUGGAUCUGGGAAUAGUGUUAUGAGACAAGAGUCUCACUUUUCUUGUUGAUUCUCA